AUGGAACAUCACCCCCCAACCACUGUCUAUGACGCCAAUGCCACGAAGAGCAACCUCAACAACGCAGUCGAUCCUUCUAUCUCAAAAGGGAAUCCUCUGGUGUCUUCAUGGCUCCCUCUCAUCUAUAACAGCCUCUCCUCUCUCCUACACUGGACAGGCUCCUACUCAGCCGAGAUGAUAGAGUACCAUCUCGCCUUUGUAGCUGAGGCUGUGGUCCCCCGCCUUAAACCGCCUGCCGCAGCUGAUGAGCCGCGCUACCUUGCGACGCAUAGCCAUGGGAUAUAUGAAGCAAGCAUCGCCUUUGCGUCUCACACUCCUGCCAAAGUGCGGUUCUCAGUGCAGCCGCUGGUAAGCCCUGCAUGCGAUGAUCUCUUAGGCCAGAAGGGAACGCGCGAAAAAAUAGAGGGUAUAGCGUCUGUUUGCAGUGCAGACCGCACCUGGCUGGAUGAUUUUGUGGAUUCUGUCUUCCUUACUGCUGAGGAAGAGGCAGAAUUAGUCGACAAGAAGGCCAAUGGUGAUGCUGCUACUAGUACACCGCUGCAGCAGAACUGCUUCGUUGCAUUCGAUCUCGAAACCAACAUGGAUAAGAACGGUAACGCAGCAAUCAUCAUGAAGACUUACCUGUUCCCGCAACUCAAAGCCCUCGCAACAGGCCAGAAGCUAGUGGACAUUACGGAGUCCGUUAUGAUACGACUUGCCGGGGGCAAUAAGGACAUGUUGGCCGCCUGGAACCUGCUCAAAACGUUUUUAGUCUCCAACCACGAAGUCAACAUAGAUUUCCUCGCUAUCGACUGCCUAGCGCCUCACAAGAAGCCUCGCGCCAAGGUGUACGUCCAUACACGCCUUAGCUCGCUCAGCUUAGCCCGCACCGUCUUCACCCUAGGAGGUCUUCUUCCCAAUUCAUCCGCUGACUUUCUGUCACAAGUCUGGCCCCUGCUCAUGGACAUGGAAGACGUUUCUCAGGCCACCAUGGAUGGUGUAGAAAAGCCUCUCAACAAGCCGGAUAAAGACAAUAUGCAGAGCCGAGGGCUUUGCUUCACCCUCUCACUGGUACCAGGCAAAGUAAUUCCGCAAAUCAAGAUGUAUGUGCCUAUGUGGCAGUACGCGCGCAACGAGGCCGACGUUUUGAAGCGCUACCAGCGUAUACUGCAGACGGAGGGGACAAUGGGUGAUUACGAUAUUGGAGCUGCUGUCCAAGGCGCCUUGUAA
Messenger RNA from Colletotrichum destructivum, 1209 nucleotides. Its product is annotated as Putative aromatic prenyltransferase. Lineage: Eukaryota; Fungi; Ascomycota; Sordariomycetes; Glomerellales; Glomerellaceae. The record is from RefSeq and is a predicted model, not a curated record. The coding region runs from base 1 to 1209 and encodes 402 amino acids. Gene Ontology annotation, molecular function: transferase activity, transferring alkyl or aryl (other than methyl) groups. Gene Ontology annotation, biological process: alkaloid metabolic process. The transcript has a single exon.